AUGUUGAACAUCGUUGAUGUGGUUCUUUCUCCACCACCUCCCUCACCCCCUCACUGUGAAGCUGCCCCAAAACCCACAAAAAAGAACCCUGUCCAUGUUGCUGACGACCCACCGAAGCCGCCCCUCCCCCGCAACAGGGAUGUGGGCUCGGGCACCUUCCUGCCCCUGCCCUUGCCUGCCUGCUUGCCUGCUUGCCUACCAUUGCCCUCUCCACCAGGCAGAGAAUGGCAACGGCGGGGACAGAAUGACGACGAUGGCGACAGAACGACGACGACGAUGGCGGCGGCAGUAGCAGGAUGA
Cyclocybe aegerita is the source of this 300-nucleotide messenger RNA. The record is from the annotation of a GenBank genome assembly. NCBI's taxonomy places the organism in Eukaryota, Fungi, Basidiomycota, Agaricomycetes, Agaricales, Hemipholiotaceae.